Messenger RNA from Pleuronectes platessa (European plaice), 875 nucleotides. It is a transcript of the gene lipt2, whose product is annotated as lipoyl(octanoyl) transferase 2. Gene Ontology annotation, cellular component: mitochondrion. Gene Ontology annotation, molecular function: lipoyl(octanoyl) transferase activity. The record is from RefSeq and is a predicted model, not a curated record. The coding region runs from base 83 to 775 and encodes 230 amino acids. The transcript is spliced from 4 exons. Lineage: Eukaryota; Metazoa; Chordata; Actinopteri; Pleuronectiformes; Pleuronectidae. Gene Ontology annotation, biological process: protein lipoylation.
ACUGAUCUGACAGAAGAACAAGAAGAAAGAUGGCGGCGCAGGGUCAGUGAGGAUUCAGUUUUGGAUCUAGUCUGGUUCCUGGAUGCAGGGCAUCAGGCCGGUGGUGGAGGUGGUCCGUCUGGGCCUGGUCACCUAUCAGGAGGCUUUGCGGUUGCAGCAGGUCUAUGUGAACCGGCAUCGGUCCGGUCCAGCUCACGCACUGUUGCUCUGUCAGCACCCACCAGUUUACACCACUGGGAUCCGCCAUAAACCCUAUCCUGCCCCCCUGCUGGACCAACUCCGCCUACUGGGGGCAGAUGUCCACCGGACCAACAGAGGGGGUCUCAUCACAUUUCACGGCCCGGGACAGCUGGUCUGCUACCCCGUCCUGAACCUGGGCAGCUUCAAGAAGAGUGUUCGCUGGUACGUUUGCCAGCUGGAGAAAACCAUCAUCUCCGUCUGCAGCCGGUUCGGUGUUGAAGCGUCCACGUCGCCUCACACUGGCGUUUGGGUUGGUGACAACAAAGUGUGUGCCGUCGGAAUCCACUGUGGUCGAUACAUCACAUCUCACGGUUUAGCUCUCAACUGUGACACCGACAUGUCGUGGUUCAGCCACAUCGUACCGUGUGGCAUUGAAGGUAAAGGAGUGACGUCGCUGAGCGCUGAGUUGCACAGAGACGUCAGCGUGGAGGAAACCACCCCUCACCUGCUGGAAGCCUUCAGAGACCAGUUCAACUGUCAGCUGACAGACGCACAAACAGCAGAAGAUCACUGGAGCAGAACUGACCCGACGUGACGCAGCUCCAGGCUCGAACGGCCUCACUGUGAAUCACAGGUCAUGAUUCACUGUUAAUUGAUGAUUCAUUGUUGGAUUCUAAUAAAGGUUUUUGAAUGAC